GUUGUCUUUCUUAUUUCAAGGUUGUUUUCCAUACCAAACAAGCCUCUUACAAUUCAUACAUAGAUAUUGUUUUUCUUCUAGUAAGAAGGGAAGAAAGAAAAAAUGGCAAGAAUGAAUUUUACUCUUUUCUGGACACUGGCUUUAAUUUGUUUGAGUAGAAAUGCAGGUGGAAAAGCCAAAUCUAGAACUCUUUCAGAUGUUGAUAAAAAGUUGAAGCUUCUCAAUAAGCCUGCAGUCAAGAGUAUAAAGAGUGAAGAUGGAGACAUCAUUGACUGUGUUGAUAUCCACAAGCAACCUGCUUUUGAUAAUCCUGCAUUGAGGAGUCAUGUGAUUCAGAUGAAACCAAGUAUUGAUGCAAGAACAGAGAAGAUGGGUAACAGCAACCAGAUUUUUCAGACAUGGCAAAGAAGUGGAACUUGUCCGGAGGGAACCAUUCCCAUCCGCAGAAUCCGAAACCAAGACUUACUCAGAUCAGCAGCCUCUCUUGAGCCCUUUGGGAGAAAAGCCUCACAUUAUACAUCAAACCAAAAAGAUUUAAAUGGCAAUUACUCUACAGAAGCAAACACCACUCAAGUUGUAGUUGCUAGAACAACACCCAAUCGUUCUACUGCAUAUCUUGUUACGGUUGGAUACAACUAUAUUGGAGCUAGAGGAGAAAUAAAUAUUUGGAAUCCGAAGGUUGAUUCACCGGACGAUUUCACUACUGCUCAAAUUUGGCUUAGGGGAGGCCCUGGAGACAACUUUGAAAGCAUUGAAUCAGGAUGGGUGGUGAAUCCCAAGUUAUAUGGAGAUACACGCACCCGAUUUUUUGCAUAUUGGACUAAGGAUGCAUACAAGCAAACAGGCUGUUUUGAUCUCACCUGCAGUGGGUUCAUUCAGACAAGUUCGCAGGUGGCCCUUGGUGCAGCCAUUGAGCCUAUCUCUAGUAAAUCUGGAGAGCAGUUUCAGGUCCCUGUUGCCAUCUUCAUGCAUGUAAGAAUUAUGGACUUUUCUCGAACUCUGAAGUACCCUGAAUGGGUGGGCACUUGGUCUGAUGAACCCCCUUGCUAUUCAUCUCUUAACUUGGCUGGUUAUUCCGUUGAACCAGUAUUCUAUUUUGGAGGACCUGGUGGUGGUCGUUAUGCUGAUUGUCCAUGAGUACUUGUACUUCCUGAUAAAAUAAUGUUAAACAU
Messenger RNA from Rubroshorea leprosula, 1172 nucleotides. Lineage: Eukaryota; Viridiplantae; Streptophyta; Magnoliopsida; Malvales; Dipterocarpaceae. The record is from the annotation of a GenBank genome assembly.